Messenger RNA from Magnusiomyces paraingens, 861 nucleotides. RefSeq lists its product as uncharacterized. The record is from RefSeq and is a predicted model, not a curated record. NCBI's taxonomy places the organism in Eukaryota, Fungi, Ascomycota, Dipodascomycetes, Dipodascales, Dipodascaceae. The coding region runs from base 1 to 861 and encodes 286 amino acids. Gene Ontology annotation, molecular function: hydrolase activity, acting on carbon-nitrogen (but not peptide) bonds, in linear amides. The transcript is spliced from 3 exons.
AUGGUUCUUGCAGCCGUUGGACAAUUUUGUGCAACAUCCAACCUUGCUCAGAAUGCGCAAAUCAUCAAAUCUCUAAUUCACAAAGCCAGUGCUGCUGGAGCAAGCGUAUUAUUUCUUCCAGAAGCCUCAGAUUAUAUCGCGGGCUCGCCUGCAGAAUCCCUUGAGCUCGCCAAACCUAUCGACACCUCUGAAAUCUUUGUAAAUGGCAUUCUCGCAGGACUCAAAGAAAUUCCAGAAAACGCAGUCAAACCAUACGUUUCGGUAGGCGUCCACGAGCCAACAGAGGGUGGCAAGCGUGUAAAAAACACGUUGUUGUGGGUUGAGCCUGAUGGCACUGUGCGUCAUCGGUACCAAAAAAUCCAUCUUUUUGACGUGGAUAUCAGCAAUGGUCCUAUUCUAAAAGAAUCAAACUCGGUCGAGCCUGGAAACCAAGUGCUGCCACCUUUCGACACACCCAUCGGACGCCUUGGAUCCGCCAUUUGCUACGAUAUUCGGUUCCCUGAGCUCGCUUUACGACUCCGGUCUCUUGGAGCUGAAGUUCUUGUGUUCCCCUCAGCCUUCACAGUACGUACGGGAGCUGCGCACUGGGAGAUUCUUGCACGGGCGCGUGCAAUUGACACACAAUGCUAUGUUAUCAUGGCAGCUCUUACCGGUACUCAUGACAAGGCUGGGAAACGUCAGAGUUAUGGCCACUCGAUUAUCGUGGACCCUUGGGGGACUGUUUUGGCACAAGCACCGGAUGUUGAUACGGAACCAAGGAUCAUUACAGCUGACAUUGACUUGUCGGUUCUCAAACGAGUAAGAGAAAACAUGCCACUAUGGACCCAGCGAAGGCCGGACGUUCUUGGUUACGAAGUUUAG